CAUCAGUUUAAAUUGCCUUUAACAUCGCUGAAGAAGCAACAAGCUUCUCUUAGCAGGUUUGCAAGUCCCGCUAGUGAACACGGGCGAUUGAAACUGGAGUACAGCCGUUCCUUGGAAAGCAAAACGAUAACGCAGUAGCUCUUGUUACUGAGAUAAAGAUUUAUUCGUGGGGUUUAUCAUUGUGCAUACAUAUCGGUGGCCGGGUGUGAGUGAUGGAUGAUAUGCGGCCUAGCGGCGGCGCCGGAGCCGCAGCCAUGGGUCUGGCGUCGCUAUUCCCCCCGGGUCUGCAAGCUAUUUACGGGGAAUGCAGGCGGCUGUACCCCGAGCAGCCCAACCCGCUGCAGGUCACAGCCAUCGUGAAAUACUGGUUGGGAGGGCCGGAUCCCUUGGAUUACAUCAGCAUGUACAGGUGUGUGGGGAGCCCGGCGCAGCAUGUUCCAGAACACUGGCACUACGUUAGCUUUGGGCUGAGUGAUCUCUAUGGAGACAACAGAGUGCACGAAUUUACUGGACAGGAUGGACCGAGUGGAUUUGGGUUCGAGCUGACGUUUCGGCUAAAGCGAGAAGCAGGAGAGACAGCCCCCCCAACGUGGCCAGCGGAGCUCAUGCAGGGGCUGGCUAGAUAUGUGUUCCAGUCAGAAAACACGUUCUGCAGCGGGGAUCAUGUUUCGUGGCACAGUCCUUUAGAUAACAGUGAAUCCCGUAUCCAACACAUGCUGCUGACUGAGGACCCCCAGUUACAGCCAGUGCAAACACCCUUUGGACUGUUAACAUUCCUGCAGAUUGUGGGUGUUUGUACAGAGGAGCUCCAGGCUGCCCAGCAAUGGAACGGGCAAGGAAUCCUUGAUUUGUUACGCACUGUCCAUGUUGCUGGAGGCCCUUGGUUAAUCACUGACAUGAGAAGAGGGGAGACCAUAUUUGAAAUUGAUCCACACCUACAACAGGAGAGAGUGGAUAAAGGGAUCGAGACGGAUGGCUCUAACCUGAGUGGUGUGAGUGCAAAGUGUGCCUGGGAAGAUCUGAGCAGGCCUCCAGAUGAUGAGGAUGACAGCAGGAGUAUCUGCGUGGGCUCCCAGCCUCGCCGCCUGUCUGACAAAGAUACGGAACAGAUCCGAGAGGCCUUGCGAAGGGGACUAGAAAUUAACAACAAACCAGUUUUACCACCGAUCAGUGGACAAAGACAGAGUCAUGACCGGCCCCAACAAUCAGUGGGCCAUUUGCAGAGCCAGCAGACUUCAAGGAGCCGUAAAGACAGUCUGGAAAGUGAAAGCUCUGCAGCCAUUGUCCCUCAUGAGCUGGUCCGCACCAGACAGCUGGAGAGUGUCCACCUCCAGUUCAACCAGGAGUCUGGGACGCUUAUUCCACUGUGCCUGAAGGGCCGGCUGCUCCACGGAAGACACUUCACAUACAAAAGUAUUACAGGUGACACUGCCAUCACAUUUGUAUCAACAGGAGUGGAAGGAGCCUUUGCGACUGAGGAACAUCCGUAUGCUGCUCACGGACCGUGGCUACAGAUAUUACUGACCGAGGAGUUUGUAGAAAGAAUGCUUGAAGAUCUAGAGGACCUAACAGCACAAGAAGUACCUAAGCUACCCAAGGAGUAUAGCUGGCCGGAGAAGAAGCUGAAGAUCUCCAUCUUGCCAGACUCUGUGUUUGACAGCCCUCUGCAGUAGCGCAGGAGAGACCACGCGACGGGUCUCAGAGAGAAGUACACCCUGACUCCACUGCUGCAGUGAAGCUAAGCUCAAUGAAAAACAGAGUAGAGAUGUGGAAACAACCCCUGACCUGCAUCUGGAAACGUUGGCCUGCCCAGACUGGGUGAGGUGCUGUUUGUCUAAGUGCCCUUCCACUCCAUCCUGUCUCGAUUCCACAACAUUUCAGCAGGUGUGUGUGUGUGUGUGUGUGUGUGUGAGAGUGAGUGAAUGAAUACCCUGUACUAUACAAACACCGCUUUGUGCUCGACUCAGUUUAGUCUAUGGGGAGCUAGACUGAGGAACAGUUUAACAGAAAUUCCAGGAGUUGUCCGUGUUGCGGUCUGUCCAGACCUGUGAUGGGACCAGGAACGCUGUUUGGUUGGUUUGAUCAACCUAAACCCUGCCAGGAUCAGCCACAGCUGGAGUAUAUUUUAGAGCAUUUGACCGAUCCAGCUGUGGCUUAUCAAGGUAUGCGUUGAUCAAACCAAACCUCAAACUGUUGAAAAAGAAAAGGACCCUUGCUAAAUCCAUGGAUCAGGUUUCCAUCACUCAGUUACAAAAGAAACAAGUUGCACAUUAAUCAGUGUGGUGGUAGUGUUUGUAUUGUAACUAUUUGACUGAAGUACAGGCCAACUACUCUGUUUCCAUUGUUUGUAUCUUUUUUUUUUUUUUUUUUCUAUUAAUUUUUUUUUUAAUUGAUUACGAUCAUGCCAAAGAUAUAUGUUCCAUUGGCAGGUAACUUAUUUUGUAUUAGAAUCAGUUUGAAACCUGACUCUUUGUUUUUUGUAAUCUUAUUUUUAAGUAUGCUGAAUUUUUAGUGUCCUUUUAUUUUCAAAAUGAUCAAUACAAUUGGUAUACGAAUAACCACACUCAUAAAUGUACAUGCUGACCAGUAACAGUCUCUGUAGCUCGACUGUUAAUGUCUCUCUUCUGUAAUAAAUCCUGUGCUUCCCAGCAGCAUAAGAAUGCACGCCGUUAUCCUGGUGCAGCGUAGUGAAGGUUUAAAGAAGUGGCAGAAAGUGGAAACUCCAUUCUGUCGUCUUGAGGUUAAGAUCGAUGAGUAACCAGAGGUGCUGGUCCAGCGUGUGCAUUUUUAAAUUCCCUGCCGUUUUCACGUGGGUAUUGACUGGUGUUUUAUUCAGAGUAGUGUGACCUUUUAGAGCAAAUCUGUUUUUAAUGAAGGUCUUAAACAGAGCGCUCGUUCCCCACAGUAAGCGACUUGUCCUCGAUACACAGUGUGUUACUUCUACUGGUCAGUGUAUAAACACUUUCCAAUUGGAAUGAACGCAACGCUUAACACUGUGUGUCUCUGCCAACUGAAAGAAACGCUUCAAACAAAGUUAAUCGUUGAUUCUAUGACUUCUGCUUACUUAUCAGCAGUGCAAGAAGGUGUUCUUCAUUAGCAGAGAUUUUUUUUAUAUCGUAGAUUAUAAUGUAAAAAAUGUUACAGUAUAUUUUAGUGCACAUUUCCUUUUUUAAUAUCCUUUUUGUGAAUCACUAAACUGUCUUUCUGUAAUCUUCAAGUGCAUUAAAACUAUUUACAGAAA
This is a messenger RNA of Acipenser ruthenus (sterlet), 3241 nucleotides long. RefSeq names its product suppressor of fused homolog. Bases 213 to 1673 code for a protein of 486 amino acids. NCBI's taxonomy places the organism in Eukaryota, Metazoa, Chordata, Actinopteri, Acipenseriformes, Acipenseridae. Gene Ontology annotation, molecular function: transcription factor binding. Gene Ontology annotation, cellular component: nucleus; cytoplasm. The record is from RefSeq and is a predicted model, not a curated record. The transcript is spliced from 13 exons.